AGAUUUAUAUAAUAUUUUACAACAAGAUAUAAAUAAUGCAUAUGUUGUAGAUUUAGAAUUUUUAUCAUCUAUUAAAAGUAAAGUUAAAGGAAUUUAUAGUGCUUUAUCUUAUGUCAUGCCAGAAGUAUUAUCUCACAAAUUAUUGUUUAUACAAAUAUCUAAUAUUUAUUUUAUAAUAGAGAUAUCUGUUGGGCAAAGACCUUUUGAUAAUAUUCCAUUUGAUGAAGGACUUGAUACAUCAAUUUGUUUGGGAUUUUGA
This is a messenger RNA of Dentiscutata heterogama, 259 nucleotides long. The record is from the annotation of a GenBank genome assembly. NCBI's taxonomy places the organism in Eukaryota, Fungi, Glomeromycota, Glomeromycetes, Diversisporales, Gigasporaceae.